UGAUAUAAGGGGAUUCCUUGGGCAGGGGCUCCCCCCACGUGUUUUCUUGGCUGUUCUGGGGCGGCCCCGUGUGCCCUGCCCCUACCCUGGAGCCGGCUGCAUCUCGGGGCCGCUUGCUUCUCGCAGCCCUGCCCAGGGGCGCCGGGGCCAUGCUCCGCAUCCACGUGCUGGCGGGGCAGGCUCUGGUGUGGCGCUUCGAGGACGCCCGGGAGAUCCGGGAGCGGCACCGGCUGGUGGGGACCCUGGUGGGGGCGCUGGCCCGGGCGCCGCGCCAGAACGUGCGGCUAGGGCUGCCCCUGCAGCUGCUCCCAGAGGAGGCCCGGCUGCUGGCUGAGAUGGGGGCUGCCGUGCUAGUGAGGAGCGCUGAUGCCCAGCCCCAGGGGCAGUCGGCCCAGGCAUCCGAGGGGCAGCUGUACGAGCAGGGGCUGGAAGAGAGCUACCAGGAGCAACGGUGCUUGGCUGCACAGGAGCGCUGGGCCCAGCUGGCAAACCUGGCAGAGCGCAUCGCACAGGGCCGUGCCCACAAGCAGGAGCAGCGGGGGAAGCUGCCAGACACUGUCCCAUUGCCAGGACCCGCGGAGGAACGGGAGCGUUUGGAGUCAGCUUUUGUCUUCCCCCAUGAGUCCAUGAUGGUGCAGCUGCCCACGGCAUGGCCCUGCCCUGGACAAGAGGAGCAGGUGGACUGGACCCAGCCCUCAUGGGACUGGCCUCAUGCUGGGCACCAGGAGCAUGAGACCCGGUACUGUGUCUUCCGGGACCUGUGGGGCAGAGGGUACUACGUGACUAGUGGCAGCAAGUUUGGUGGGGAUUUCCUUGUCUACCCAGGGGACCCCAUGCGCUUCCAUGCCCAUUACAUUGCCCUGUGCUGCCCCCCAGGGGCACCACUCCCACUCUGUGACAUUGUGGCAGCUGCACGCCUCGGCACCAGUGUCAAGAAGACAGUACUGCUGUGCUCGGCUGGUGAGGAUGGGGUCGUGAUUUACACCUCCCUGCAAUGGAGUGGGCUGCAGUGAUCAGGGCGGGGGGUGUCCCUGCCCACUAGACAAAGAGCUGGGGCUGUGGGUCAGUCAGCCCCUGCCCUCCCUCCCAAAAGCCCAUCCAUGGACCCCAGUGGUGGCAUCUGCAGUGGCCAGUUAGGGACUGAUGCCACAGGAAAUGGCUCUGGGUCUGAUCUCCCAGGUGGGAACAGGACAGGUAUGUGGGAUGAACUGACAGUAAGAGUGGGGUCAGGAGUGAGGGGUACCAGCAGGGUUGGGGGUUCCCCCCCACUGACAGAAUCCAGGGGAGUUAUUAUUUUUGUAUUUUAAUUAAAACAUCUGGACAAAAAAAGAAUCUUUCAGUGCAC
Molecule: messenger RNA, 1345 nt
Organism: Alligator sinensis (Chinese alligator)
Lineage: Eukaryota; Metazoa; Chordata; Crocodylia; Alligatoridae
Gene: TSEN34
Product: tRNA splicing endonuclease subunit 34
Exons: 5
Coding region: 150-1013 (287 amino acids)
Biological process (GO): tRNA splicing, via endonucleolytic cleavage and ligation; tRNA-type intron splice site recognition and cleavage
Cellular component (GO): tRNA-intron endonuclease complex
Molecular function (GO): nucleic acid binding; tRNA-intron lyase activity
Source: RefSeq, a predicted model, not a curated record